AUGAUCAGCGCCCCACGUACAUUCAGGAACCUGCUUGACACUCUCGCUCUUGUUCGCCGGCUCGCCAUUCAACCUUUCAACACGCCAGUCAUAUGCAGCCAAGGGGUCAAUGGGGUCCCUUGGGUGCAUGUGAUGCGACUCGACACUCUCACUCUUGCUCGCCGGUGCGUUACUCACAUGAUCAGCGCCCCACGUUCAUUCAGGAACCUGCUCGACACUCUUGCUCUCGUUCGCCGGCUCGCUAUUCAACCUUUCAACACGCCAGUCAUAUGCACCCAAGGGGUCGAUGGGGUCCCUCGGGUGCACUUGAUCAACCUAAUCAAUACUCUCGGUCUUGCUUGCCAGCUCAUCACUCUAGUGUUCAACCAGAUGACAAAUCUACUAGAUAUUGUCGAUCUUGCUCGCCGACUGGCGACAUCAUCCCAAACCACACCAAGCUUACCCAGCGUCAAAAACGAAACAACAAGAUUCUACCCAGAAUCCGCAAUCCGUAUUUCACCAUGA
This is a messenger RNA of Puccinia triticina, 504 nucleotides long. RefSeq lists its product as uncharacterized. The record is from RefSeq and is a predicted model, not a curated record. The coding region runs from base 1 to 504 and encodes 167 amino acids. NCBI's taxonomy places the organism in Eukaryota, Fungi, Basidiomycota, Pucciniomycetes, Pucciniales, Pucciniaceae. The transcript has a single exon.